AUGUCUGCAGGGAGCUCGAUGCUUGAGGAUGACUUCAGCGUCUAUCUCAAGCCCACCAAGCACGCCCCACUACGUGAAUUACUCAGGAUCAAAAUUCAAGGUGCAGUGAUCCAAGUGCAAGUUCGUGUUGGAUAUCGCCAGGAAAUUCUCGAUUUACCGGCCUACAGCCUUUGCCCUCCGCUCCGUGACCCGGUAGAUUUUGAGACUCCCGCUCCUGCAGAAGACAUGGAUGAUAUCGAUCACCUUAACGAUCAACUCUAA
Messenger RNA from Phytophthora infestans T30-4, 261 nucleotides. RefSeq lists its product as uncharacterized. NCBI's taxonomy places the organism in Eukaryota, Oomycota, Peronosporomycetes, Peronosporales, Peronosporaceae. The record is from RefSeq and is a predicted model, not a curated record. Bases 1 to 261 code for a protein of 86 amino acids. The transcript is spliced from 3 exons.